Messenger RNA from Sphenostylis stenocarpa, 705 nucleotides. The record is from the annotation of a GenBank genome assembly. NCBI's taxonomy places the organism in Eukaryota, Viridiplantae, Streptophyta, Magnoliopsida, Fabales, Fabaceae.
AUGGCCAACGACAUCACACCCAAAAUCUUUGACUACGAGUUUUUUCAGAGAGUAGAGAAUGGGAAAAAUGUGACUCCUGCUUGUUACUCUGGAGUUCCGGACAAGAAAACUGAACUUGUAAAUCGAGGAAGAGUGAUGUUAGAAGAAGGUGCUAAGCCCCGAAACCCUGGACACUCUUCGUUGAUGGUUGUGGAAAAGAUGGAAAGUGUUAAAACAUGCCAUCAGUGCAGUAUUUUUGAUGGUAUUAAAUUGGUUGAUACGGGGAGCAUGUCCUUGAAGUCAUACAGAAUCCAACUUGGCUAUGCCCCCUUUGUAGCGGAAUUUGCAACUGUAGCUUAUGCCGCCAAGCAAAAGGAUGACCCCCAACUGGCCCUUUAUAUAAAAAGGUUAUACCAAAAUUUGUUUUAUUACCAUCAUAAUGUUGUUUAUCCGAAGAUUGAUUUGAAGCUAAGCUCAAAUCUCCUUAUUUUAGAUACCGGCUUUGGGUUACAAAUCAUUUGCACACUACCUUAUUCAAACCCGGCGUGCAGAAAUGCAGAUGCUUCCAACUCAGUUUCAGCAAGAAGGUCACUGCCCUUCUCUGAUGUGGACAACAAGUCUCUUAAGGUCAAUGAGAAUCAUCUGGGAUCAUUGAAGCCUCUUGCUGAAACUGAAGGUGAUGGUGCUGAUGUUUCAACAAAGAGAUUGCUUUUUUCUGAAGAGUAA